AACACAAAUAACAACGACGAUCCGACACUAAAUACGGCUUUAUUUUGAAGUCUUACGGAAACGAGGACGCGUUCAUCAUCGCCUCUUGGUUCAUCUGACGCAGGCUUCAAACUGUCUGUCAAAAGACACGUAUUAUCAAAUUUCAUUAUAUCCUGUGUUUAUAUUAAUUUUAUUCUUCUGAGAAUUAUCGAUUCAUUUUCCCUGUUUUGAGCUUUAAAAUAAACAUUUCCUGCUUCUUCGUUUACCAGGCCUUAAAACCUUUUACAAUACUGUCAAUACACUUGUGGAUUUAUUUGCCCAAGAUCAGGAAAGUCUUCUGUAUCUGGUUCAAUGUCAAACAGUUGAUUCAAUCAAGUUCUUUUAACAUUUUCUCAUUUUAUCAGAAUACGUGUGUGUCACCACCCUGCCAACACAAACACAGCUUUUACUUAAAACACAAGCCAUUUUAGCAUUCACACAAGAAGCUUGAAUUGUUUCUGGACACUAGUUCUGGAAUUGAGUCCUUCAUUGAUCUCAGAUUAGAUUUACAUCAGGACAGUUUCCAGGGCCAUUCCAAAACAUUUACUGGGUCCAUGUGACGUCCGAUCUGUGACAGGAAGCCCUAAAAAAACAUUUUUUAGCUGAUAAUGUGUUCUUGUUACCACAGUGUGUUUGUGAUCCCUCAAUCACACUGAUAAAUGAACAAAGAAAGUCUGAAUCUUGGUGAAUAACAUGGUAAAAAGGACAUGGUUCACCACAUCAACUGCCAAGAAAAUUGAGUUUUUCUUUUGUGACAUUUUCUAUGAAAGACUCUGCUUUGGUGUGAAGGACAUUACCUGUCUGGGCCAUAGUUGUGGACCAGCCCCAAUCGUUGCGUCAUGGCCGACCGCAAAGCCUCCGUGAAGGCAAAUGGCAGCCCCUCGUCCACCAACCCAGAACCAGUGAAGGAGACCAUGCAGCUCAAAAAGGAGAUCUCACUGCUCAAUGGGGUCAGUCUGAUCGUUGGGAACAUGAUCGGGUCAGGCAUCUUCGUCUCCCCGAAGGGGGUGCUCAUCUACAGCGCCUCCUAUGGGCUGUCACUUGUAAUCUGGGUCGUCGGAGGCGUGUUCUCCGUGGUUGGGGCCCUGUGUUACGCUGAACUUGGCACCACCAUUACCAAAUCAGGCGCAUCCUAUGCCUACAUUCUGGAAUCCUUCGGUGGCUUCAUCGCCUUUAUCCGCUUGUGGACUUCUUUGCUGAUCAUAGAGCCCACCAGCCAGGCGGUCAUUGCUAUCACCUUCGCCAACUACCUGGUGCAACCUCUUUUCCCAACCUGUGAACCCCCUUACGUUGCAGGGAGACUGAUCGCUGCAGCCUGCAUCUGUCUUCUGACGUUCAUUAACUCGGCCUAUGUGAAGUGGGGCACCCGAGUGCAGGACGUCUUCACCUACGCCAAAGUUGCUGCUCUCAUUGUCAUCAUUGUCACUGGCAUCGUCAAACUGGGACAAGGCAACACCUCCAACUUUGAAGCAGCAUUUCAGGGAUCAUCCACUGACGCCGGCGACAUCGCCCUGGCGCUCUAUUCUGCUCUCUUCUCCUACUCCGGCUGGGACACACUCAACUUUGUCACCGAGGAGAUUCAAAACCCAGAACGGAACCUCCCUCUGGCUAUUGCCAUAUCGAUGCCCAUCGUCACCGUCAUCUACAUCCUGACCAACGUGGCCUACUACACUGUGCUGGACAUGAGUUCCAUCCUGGCCAGUGAUGCCGUGGCUGUGACGUUUGCCGAUCACACGCUUGGUGUCAUGAGCUGGAUCAUUCCCAUUGCCGUGGCUCUCUCCUGCUAUGGAGGCCUGAACGCGUCCAUCAUUGCUGCGUCCAGGUUGUUCUUCGUAGGCUCACGAGAGGGUCACCUGCCAGACGCUCUGUCUAUGAUCCACAUUGAGAGGUUCACACCCAUUCCAGCACUCCUCUUCAACUGUGGCAUGUCGCUGAUCUACCUGACGGUCAAGGAUGUUUUCCAGCUCAUCAACUACUACAGCUUCAGCUACUGGUUCUUCAUGGGCUUGUCCAUCGCCGGGCAGAUUUACCUCCGGUGGAAGGAGCCUGACCGUCCAAGGCCUCUGAAGCUCACUCUUCUGUACCCGAUCGUGUUCUGCUUGUGCUCCAUCUUCCUGGUGGUGGUUCCGCUCUACAGCGACACCAUCAGCUCCCUCAUCGGCAUCGGCAUAGCACUCUCCGGGGUGCCGGUCUACUUUUUCUGCAUCUACCUGCCCGAGUCCAAACGACCGCCCUUCAUCACCAAGCUGUUGCAGUCCUUCACCCACAUGACCCAGUACACAUGCUACUGCGUCCUCACAGAGCUGGACAAGAGUGAGUAGCCAAACAUUUGGAAGAAAAGCUUGACUCUCUCGUGUCCACUGUGCUGUGCUUGCACGUGACGGAUGUGCAGGCCCCGGUCACUUCACCGUCACCAACCCUGCUGCUGUGCCUGCGAGUCCGUGGGACAUGACAGUGACUCGCGUGGCUCCGUGUCAAAGACUGACACCAAAGUUUUUCACCCUGCCAUCUUGUUUUGCCUUUUAAAGAUGUUUUACAGUUUCUUGUUUCUCUUCAUGUCCUUUGUUCUGACCGGCAAAUGAUUUUUUCUGUUCAUGAACCACUCCACGUUUAUUGGCUUUUUAAACUUAAAAUCAUAUUUUAAAGAUUCAGGGCGACAUUUGCACAGCAGUUUUACAUGAAGGAACUGAUGAAGCUCAGAGAUAUAAUGUUAAAUAACUAUGCUACUACAUCACGACCAGCUGCUGAAUACCUUUUAUACUAUUUUACCUGCCAAAAGUGCAACUUGUGCGGACAGGCAGUGGUCAGUACCUGUCGCAAGUGGUGCAAGGUCAUGCAGGUCAAAUUGUGAUAUGACUGCAGUCGAUUUAAAGAAUGUUUCUCACUCUGAAGACAGCGAUGUGUCAAACAUCGAUACACAACUUUAUGAAUUGUUGCACCGGAGAUAAACUGACAUUUAAUUUCUCUACCUCUGGAGAUUUUUUAUGUUGUUUAAUAUUGGAUCUUCUUUUGUCGGAAUAAAUAAACAUCU
Synchiropus splendidus (mandarinfish) is the source of this 3049-nucleotide messenger RNA. RefSeq names its product solute carrier family 7 member 6 (gene slc7a6). NCBI's taxonomy places the organism in Eukaryota, Metazoa, Chordata, Actinopteri, Syngnathiformes, Callionymidae. The transcript has 10 exons. Gene Ontology annotation, molecular function: L-amino acid transmembrane transporter activity. The record is from RefSeq and is a predicted model, not a curated record. Bases 858 to 2339 code for a protein of 493 amino acids. Gene Ontology annotation, biological process: amino acid transmembrane transport. Gene Ontology annotation, cellular component: membrane.